UGAUUUAGAAGCGAGAGGCAGGGACAGCGCUGGAUCGGGAGCGACCGGCGCCAGCAGGGUCGAGUUCUGUUCCCUUACCAACAUUGCAUAAGGGCCGAAUUUCAGGCGACAUGUUUCGUGGGGUUGCUGCUGGAAACGCUGCACCUGCCAACAAUCCUGAGCUGUAUGAGGAAGUAAAGCUGUACAAAAAUGCGCGCGAAAGAGAAAAGUUUGACAACAUGGCAGAGCUCUUUGCUGUUGUGAAAACACUCCAAGCUCUUGAGAAAGCCUACAUAAAGGACUGCGUGACUCCAAAUGAGUACACCGCAGCCUGCUCUCGGCUACUUGUGCAGUACAAAGCUGCCUUCAAGCAAGUGCAGGGCUCUGAAUUUCAGAACAUUGAGGAAUUCUGUAGGAAGUACAGGCUUGAUUGCCCACUUGCAAUGGAAAGAAUCAAGGAAGAUCGACCGAUAACCAUCAAAGAUGAUAAAGGAAAUUUGAACAGAUGUAUUGCAGACAUUGUUUCGCUCUUCAUCACAGUGAUGGACAAACUUCGCCUGGAUAUAAGAGCCAUGGAUGAGAUACAUCCUGACUUGAGAGAGCUGAUGGAGACCAUGAACCGCAUGAGCUCGAUUCCGUCGGACUUUGAGGGAAAAGAGAAAGUGAGAACCUGGCUGCAGACACUGGGCGCCAUGUCAGCGUCAGACGAGCUGGACGACUCACAGGUGCGACAGAUGCUCUUUGACCUGGAGUCCGCCUAUAAUGCCUUCAACCGUCAUCUGCAUGCCUCCUAGCCAUGUGGUCGAAUGGCCAACUUGGCCUGCGGGGGCCGCUGCUUAGUGAGCGCGUCCAAUUGGGACGAUGAAGAGAAUUGCAAUGUACCUGUACAUACAUGGGGCUGUUUUAUGCCAACUUUCUCACUUUUUGAAAGCAAGUCUUGUCUAAACAGCACUGCUCUUUCACAUAUGUUCUUCUCUCGUUUUAUUUGUAUAUUCCUUGUUAAACAGGUUUCCAAAAGGUGUAAAGAUGCAGCGCCUCAAAAUUGUAGUUAGAAACAUUAAAAAAACGUAAUUCCAUAUAUUUGCAUGUGGACCUUAAUGACAUUGAGAAAUACAGAUGAGGUAAAAGUCAAUUUGCAUCUUAUUGGCUUUUUGAGAGUAUAGAUUAUGGUUUAUUGGCUCUGAAUACUUUACUGAAUGUCAUGACAAUUGCCUUGUGCUUGGUUUCCCCAACGUAAUAAAAACUCAUCUGAGCGUCUGUUGGCAGUGGUGCGCGAGCACAAACGAAAAAAACUCCACCUUUUCCAUUUGUGGAGUUCUACAUUAAUAUUUUAAUAAUUAUAAUUUAAACAAGGGUGUGCAUGUAUUUUGAUUUCAUAAUCACUUGAAGCACAGUCUAUUAUUAGCAAAGUGUUGACUUAUGAAUUCAAAACUGUUUGUCGACUUAACAUGUCUUAGUGUUCUCAGGGCCGCACGAUGUAAAGUGGACUCCAACUAAAAGUCAAUACACACCUCUCUACUCUCUUAUGUGUUCUGUAGAAGGACCAUUGCCAAAAAAAACCGCGAGCCUACAAUAUAUUGUUCUGUUUCAAAGGAUUGGCAAUGACAAAUGUGGUUUUAUUUUUCCCCAAACAUUAUCAUGCAACAUUUGAAAACCAAACUGGAAGAUUGCCUUAAUACUGUAAUGAGUCGUGCUGAGGAGUGGGCAGAGUUCUUCGUGCGAAGUGUUGUAUACGGUUUUAAUUGAGGGAAGGUAACGGCGAUGAAGAAGAUUACACAUGGAUUACACAUGGCUACACAUGGCGUGUGCCACUUUUAUUAGGGUCUUCCAAGCAAACGUUACACUAUUUGCAACAAUUGUAAAUCUUUAUACCUUGCCUUGAGUUUUAACUACAUGGCAAAUAUUAGCAAACUUUAUUAAAGCAAACAGGUUUAACAUUGCUUUCAAAUACAUAUUGUUUUGAAGCUUUAAUUCUUUUUUAACAUUUGAAAAACGUACGUUAAAUUAUAAUGUUAUGUAUAGGGAUUUCCAUUUUACUGUAUAAUAAAAAAAACUCCUUAAUGUUAACAUUGUUGUGUUCUCCAUAUCACAUGUUUUGUUAGGUAAGCAACUGAUAGAAUUCAGCCUGCAAUAAUGACUCAAAAUUCAAUAAAAUGAUUUACAUU
Molecule: messenger RNA, 2144 nt
Organism: Petromyzon marinus (sea lamprey)
Lineage: Eukaryota; Metazoa; Chordata; Hyperoartia; Petromyzontiformes; Petromyzontidae
Gene: VPS28
Product: VPS28 subunit of ESCRT-I
Biological process (GO): protein transport to vacuole involved in ubiquitin-dependent protein catabolic process via the multivesicular body sorting pathway
Cellular component (GO): ESCRT I complex
Molecular function (GO): protein-containing complex binding
Source: RefSeq, a predicted model, not a curated record